AGAGGAGCCAGGCUGACACAACUCAUAGAAGGUGGAGGAAGCUGAUCUGAGCCUCAGCUGUGGUUGAUCUUGAUAACUCAAAGAGUUAACACAACCAAAACUAACGCGAGGGUGGAGAGAAAGACCACACCCCACGGGAGCGCGGAGCCAACUCGCGGGAGAAAAAUCCUAUUGGCAUUGAGGAGGUAGGGAGCCAGCCCCUGGGCGCGGCCUGCAGGGUACCGGCAACCGCCCGGGUAAGCGGGGGCAGGACAAGGCCGGAGCCGGUGUCCGCCCGGCAGCCGCCCGCAGCUGCCCAGAGUCCCGCUGCGUCUCCGCCGCGUGCGCCCUCCUCGACCCGGAGACCCGCGCUGCGCUCCGCCGCUGACAUGUGUGCCGCUCAGAUGCCGCCCCUGGCGCACAUCUUCCGAGGGACGUUCGUCCACUCCACCUGGACCUGCCCCAUGGAGGUGCUGCGGGAUCACCUCCUCGGCGUGAGCGACAGCGGCAAAAUAGUGUUUUUAGAAGAAGCAUCUCAACAAGAAAAACUGGCCAAAGAAUGGUGCUUCAAGCCAUGUGAAAUAAGAGAACUGAGCCACCAUGAGUUCUUCAUGCCUGGGCUGGUUGAUACACACAUCCAUGCCUCUCAGUAUUCCUUUGCUGGAAGUAGCAUAGACCUGCCACUCUUGGAGUGGCUGACCAAGUACACAUUUCCUGCAGAACACAGAUUCCAGAACAUCGACUUUGCAGAAGAAGUAUAUACCAGAGUUGUCAGGAGAACACUAAAGAAUGGAACAACCACAGCUUGUUACUUUGCAACAAUUCACACUGACUCAUCUCUGCUCCUUGCCGACAUUACAGAUAAAUUUGGACAGCGGGCAUUUGUGGGCAAAGUUUGCAUGGAUUUGAAUGACACUUUUCCAGAAUACAAGGAGACCACUGAGGAAUCGAUCAAGGAAACCGAGAGAUUUGUGUCAGAAAUGCUCCAAAAGAACUAUUCUAGAGUGAAGCCCAUAGUGACACCACGUUUUUCCCUCUCCUGCUCUGAGACUUUGAUGGGUGAACUGGGCAACAUUGCUAAAACCCGUGAUUUGCACAUUCAGAGCCAUAUAAGUGAAAAUCGUGAUGAAGUUGAAGCUGUGAAAAACUUAUACCCCAGUUAUAAAAACUACACAUCUGUGUAUGAUAAAAACAAUCUUUUGACAAAUAAGACAGUGAUGGCACACGGCUGCUACCUCUCUGCAGAAGAACUGAACGUAUUCCAUGAACGAGGAGCAUCCAUCGCACACUGUCCCAAUUCUAAUUUAUCGCUCAGCAGUGGAUUUCUAAAUGUGCUAGAAGUCCUGAAACACGAAGUCAAGAUAGGGCUGGGUACAGACGUGGCUGGUGGCUAUUCAUAUUCCAUGCUUGAUGCAAUCAGAAGAGCAGUGAUGGUUUCCAAUAUCCUUUUAAUUAAUAAGGUAAAUGAGAAAAGCCUCACCCUCAAAGAAGUCUUCAGACUAGCUACUCUUGGAGGAAGCCAAGCCCUGGGGCUGGACGGUGAGAUUGGAAACUUUGAAGUGGGCAAGGAAUUUGAUGCCAUCCUGAUCAACCCCAAAGCAUCCGACUCUCCCAUUGACCUGUUUUAUGGGGACUUUUUUGGUGAUAUUUCUGAGGCUGUUAUCCAGAAGUUCCUCUAUCUAGGAGAUGAUCGAAAUAUUGAAGAGGUUUAUGUGGGCGGAAAGCAGGUGGUUCCGUUUUCCAGCUCAGUGUAAGACCCUCGGGCAUCUACAAAGUUCUCCUGGGAUUAGCGUGGUUCUGCAUCUCCCUUGUGCCCAGGUGGAGUUAGAAAGUCAAAAAAUAGUACCUUGUUCUUGGGAUGACUAUCCCUUUCUGUGUCUAGUUACAGUAUUCACUUGACAAAUAGUUCGAAGGAAGUUGCACUAAUUCUCAACUCUGGUUGAGAGGGUUCAUAAAUUUCAUGAAAAUGUCUCCCUUUGGAGCUGCUCAGACUUACUUUAAGCUCAAACAGAAGGGAAUGCUAUUACUGGUGGUGUUCCUACAGUAAGACUUAAGCAAAGCCUUUUUCAUGUUUGAAAAUGUGGAAAGAAAAGAUGUUCCUAAAAGGUUAGAUAUUUUGAGCUAAUAAUUGCAAAAAUUAGAAGACUGAAAAUGGACCCAUGAGAGUAUAUUUUUAUGAGGGAGCAAAAGUUAGACUGAGAAAAAAUGUUAGAAAAUCACUUCAGAUUGUGUUUGAAAAUUAUAUACCGAGCAUACUAAUUUAAAAAGAGAACUUGUUGAAUUUUAAAACGUGUUUCUAGGUUGACCUUGUGUUUUAGAAAUUUGCACUUAAUGGAAUUUGCAUUUCAGAGAUGUGUUAGUGUUGUGCUUUGCCUUCUUUGGGGAUGAAUGUCAGAAAUUGAAUGCCACAUGCUUUCAUAAUAUAGUUUUGUGCUUCAAAGUGUUUGACAGAAGUUGGGUAUUAAAGAUUUAAAGUCUCUUAGGAAUAUUAUUCAUGUAACUCCAUGGCAUAAAUAGUUGUAUUUUUGUGUACUUUAAAAUCAACUUAUAACUGUGAGAUGUUAUUGCUUCCAUUUUAUUAGAAGAGAAACAAAUUCCAUGCUUUAUGGAAUUUAUGUAGACUGGAGUCUUCGUGAACUGGGGCAAGUGCUAGCAUCCAGGAGCCGCCAAUACUAACAGGACAGGUUCCAUUGCCAUGGCCUAUUCCACCCAAACAAUAUGUUGUAGUUUCUGGAAAUUCCAUACUCAGAUAUCAGUCUGCUAGAACUUUAAAAUGAAGGACAAAUCCUGUUAAAGAAAUAUUGUUAAAAAUCUUUAAACCCUGUGUAUUGAAAGCACUCUAUUUUCUAAUUUUAUCCAGUUUUCUGUUUAACUCCUUAUAAUGUUUAGGAUAUUAAAAUUUUAGGAUAAUGAAGAGUACAUAAUGUCCUACUUAAUAUUUAUGUUAAUAGGACUUAAUUCUUACUAGACAUCUAGGAACAUUACAAAGCAAAGAAUAUUUUUAUGCUUCCAUAACCUAGAAUUAAAACCAAAUUAUGACCUUAUGAUAAAUCUUUAAGUAUUGGUGUGAAUGUUAUUUAAAUUCUAUAUUUUUCUUAUUUAAUUACAAAUACUAUAAAUUAGCAAGGAAAAGGAAUAGACUUUCUUAAUAUAUUAUAACACUCAUUCCUAGAGCUUAGGGGUGACUCUUUAAUAUUACCUUAUAGUAGAAAAGUUUAUGUAAUAUAGCUAACUCCGUAUUUACAGAACAAAAAAACACAGUUCCCCCUCCUGUAGUAUAAAUUUUAUUUUCACAUACUUAGCUAAUUUAGCAGUAAUUGGCCCAGUUUUUUCCCUAAUAGAAAUACUUUUAGAUUUGAUUAUGUAUACAUGACACCUAAAGAGGGAACAAAAGUUUAGUUUUAUUUUUUUAAUAAACAACAGAGUUUGUUUUGUGAGAUAAGUAGCUUAGUAAACCCAAUUUCCAGUCUUAGUCUGUAUUUCCAAUAUUUCUAAUUCCUGAGCCACGUCAAAGAUGCCUUGCCAAAUUUCUCCCCAUUUCUCUACGGGGCUAGCAAGAAUCUUCAGCUUUAUCCCUCAACCCCUGCCAAAGGAACUUGAUUACAUGGUGUCUAACCAAAUGAGUAGGCUUAGGAAUUUAGAUGAGAUGUGUAAGAUUCACUUACAGGCAGUAGCUGCUUCUAGCGUUUGCAAGAUCCUACACUUUUACCUUCUUUAAGGGUGUACAUUUUGAUGUUGAACAUCAGUUUUCAUGUAGACUUAGGACUCAUGUGCAGUAAAUAUAAAUAAGUGUAGCAUCAGAAGCAGUAGGAAUGGCCGUAUACAACCAUCCUGUUAAACAUUUAAAUUUAGCUCUGAUAGUGUGUUAAGACCUGAAUAUCUUUCCUAGUAAAAAUAGGAUGUGUUGAAAUAUUUAUAUGUACUUUGAUCUCUCCACAUCACUUAUAACUUAUGUGUUUUAUUUCUCCAAGUGCGGUGUUCCUGAAUGUUAUGUAUGCUUUUUUUUUGUGUACCACAGGCAUUAUCUAUACCUGGGGCCAGAUUUUCUGCACUUUGAAAUGUUGCCUUUGCCUAAUGUAGGUUGACUUUCUGAAUUGUGGAGAGGCACUUUUCCAAGCCAAUCUUAUUUGUCACUUUUUGUUUUAAUAUCUUGCUCUCUGACAGGAAAGAAACAAUUCACUUCCCAGCCUCCUCACCCCAUCCUCCACCAUUUCCUUAAUGUUCCAUGGUAUUUUCAACGGAAUACACUUUGAAAGGUAAAAAUAAUUCAAAAGUAUCGAUUAUCAUAAAUUCACAAAAUAUUUUUGCAACCAGAACACAAAAGCAGGCUAGUCAGCUAAGGUAAAUUUCAUUUUCAAACGAGAGGGAAACAUGGGAAGUAAAAGAUUAGGAUGUGAAAGGUUGUCCUAAACAGACCAAGGAGACUGUUCCCUAAUUUAUUCUCUUGGCUGGUUCUCUCAUUGAAUUAUCAGACCCCAAGAGGAGAUAUUGGAACAGGCUCUCUUCAUGCCAAGGGUCUUUCUAAGUUAAUACUGUGAGCAUUGAGCCCCCAUUAAAACUCUUUUUUACUUCAGAAAGAAUUUUACAGGUUAAAGGGAAAGAAAUGGUGGGAAACUCUCCCCGUAAUGCUUAGCCAACUUUAAAGUGUACCCUCCAAUAUCCCCAUUGGCAACUGCAGCUGAGAUCUUAGAGAGGAAAUAUAACCGGUGUGAAAUCUAGCAAUGCAUUUUGAAUCUUCACUCCCUACCAGGCUCUUCCUAUUUUUAAUCUCUUCACCUCAGAACUAGACAUAUGGAGAGCUUUAAAGGCAAGCUGGAAGGCACGUUGUAUCAAUUCUACCUUGUGCUAUACGUAGGAGAGAUCCAAAAUUUGGAUGCUUCUGGAGACUCUUAGACAUCUUUUCAUUGUUGUCCAUUUUUAAAGUUGAUGAUGAUUGCUGGAAACAUUCACAUGCUUAAAAGCAAUGGUGUGAGUUAUUAAUGGGUAAACUAAGAAGUAUGUUAUAGGCAAUGACUUGAAAUGGUUUUUAAAUUGUAUGGAUUGUUAAGAAUUUUUGAAAAAUUUUUUUUUUUGGACAGCUUCAAGGAGAUGUUAGCAAUUUCAGAUAUACUAGCCAGUUUAGGUAUGACUUUGGAAGUGCAGAAACAGAAGGAUACUGUUAGAAAAUCCUAACAUUGGUCUCCAUGCAUGUGUUCACACCUGGUCUCACUGCCUUUCCUUCCCACAGACCUGAGUGUGAAAGAUUGAGAGUUGAGGAGUUGCUUUGUGGAUCUUGUCCAAAUUUAGUGAAAUGUGGAAGUCAACCAGGCCAAUGAUGGAAUUAAAUGUAAAUUCCAAGAGGGCUUUCACAGUCCACAGGGUUCAAAUGACUUGGGUAACAGAAGUUAUUCUUAGCUUACCUGUUAUGUGACAGUGAUUUACCUGUCCAUUUCCAACCCAAAAGCCUGUCAGAAAGCAUUCUUUAGAGAAAACCACUUUACAUUUGUUGUUAAACUCCUGAUCGCUACUCUUAAGAAUAUACAUGUAUGUAUUCAUAGGAACAUUUUUUCUCAAUAUUUGUAUGAUUCGCUUACUGUUAUUGUGCUGAGUGAGCUCCUAUGUGCUUCAGACAAAAAUAAAUGAGACUUUGUGUUUACAUUA
Molecule: messenger RNA, 5619 nt
Organism: Gorilla gorilla gorilla (western lowland gorilla)
Lineage: Eukaryota; Metazoa; Chordata; Mammalia; Primates; Hominidae
Gene: GDA
Product: guanine deaminase
Exons: 14
Coding region: 369-1733 (454 amino acids)
Biological process (GO): guanine catabolic process
Cellular component (GO): cytosol
Molecular function (GO): guanine deaminase activity; zinc ion binding
Source: RefSeq, a predicted model, not a curated record